Solea senegalensis (Senegalese sole) is the source of this 3890-nucleotide messenger RNA. RefSeq names its product NACHT, LRR and PYD domains-containing protein 3-like. NCBI's taxonomy places the organism in Eukaryota, Metazoa, Chordata, Actinopteri, Pleuronectiformes, Soleidae. The coding region runs from base 77 to 3619 and encodes 1180 amino acids. Gene Ontology annotation, molecular function: protein binding. The transcript has 13 exons. The record is from RefSeq and is a predicted model, not a curated record.
UAAUACAGAGGGAGGAGCAUUGAAAGUAAACUCUUCCCCGUCUUUUGAUUAGAUUGUAUUUUACCUGUGAAGCAGAAUGACAACAAAACUGAAUGGAGUCCAGAAGAUGAGUGGUCUUGUGGAGGAAGACGAGGACACAGCAGAGCCUCCAGGACCCAGUUGUCUGUCUGUGAAGUCUAACAAGUCUAAAGUUGAACCUCCGUGCUUCAGUAAUGAACCUGGAGUGUCAGACACAAAAAUUCAGAACCAGAGACGGAGAGCAGAGACUCCAGGACCCAGAUGUCUGUAUCUGAUGAGAGACUUGUCCAAAGACCUACCUCCGGUAUUCAGUAAUGAACCUGGAGCCUCAAACACAAAAGACGAGUUUGCUGUUUCUGUGGAUGAGACGUCCCGCUGUCCUCUGUGUCAGGACAUCCUGAAGGAUCCAGUCUCCACCAGCUGUGGUCGCUGGUUCUGCAGACGCUGCAUCUCCUCAUACUGGAAACAGUCUGGUCCACCAGGAGACUCAUGCUGUCCCCAGUGUGGACAGAGACCUGGAUUUGGACAACAGACACAGACAAAUGUUGGUCUGCAGGAGGUUCUAGAUGAACAUAAGAUUAGUCUGAUGAUGAGAUUUAAACAUGUGACUGAAGGAACUGAUGAAACAGGAAGUAGAACCCUCCUGAACAAGAUCUUCACUGAGCUCUACAUCACAGAGGGACAGAGUGAAGAGGUCAAUACUCAACAUGAGGUGAUGCAGCUGGAGACAAACUCCAAGAAGAAGAUCGUCCAGGACACUCCCAUCAAGUGCUGUGACAUCUUUAAAGUCUUACCUGACCAGCAGGGGGGCAUCAGAGUCGUCCUGACCAAUGGCGUUGCUGGUGUUGGAAAAACCUUCUCGGUGCAGAAGUUCACUCUGGACUGGGCUGAGGGUUCAGAAAACCAGGAUGUGAAUCUGCUGAUUCUGCUUUCGUUCAGGGAGCUCAACCUGAUCAGAGAUCAGCAGCACAGUCUUCUCACACUGCUCCAUGUUUUCCAUCCAACAUUACAGAAGGUCAGAGCGGAGAAGCUUGCUGUCUGUAAACUUUUGUUCAUCUUUGACGGCCUGGAUGAAAGCAGACUCUCACUGGACUUCAACAGCGGGAUGCUUGUUUCUGACGUCACACACAGGUCAUCAGUCAACGUGCUGCUGACCAACCUCAUUCAGGGGAAUCUGCUUCCCUCGGCUCUCAUCUGGAUAACUUCCCGACCUGCAGCGGCCAAUCAGAUCCCUCCUACAUGUGUUGACAGGGUAACAGAAGUACAAGGCUUCACCGACGACCACAAGGACGAGUACUUCAGGAAGAGAACCAGAGAUGAAGAUCUGUCCAGCAGAAUCAUCUCACACAUCAAGACCUCUAGGAGCCUCCACAUCAUGUGUCAAAUCCCAGUCUUCUGCUGGAUCAGCGCUACAGUUCUGGAGCACAUGUUGACCACAGAGCAGAGAGGAGAGCUACCCAAGACCCUGACAGACCUGUACUCACACUUCCUACUGGUUCAGGCAAAGAGGAAGAAGAUCAAGUAUGAUAAAGGACGUGAGAUGAGUCCACGGGAGCUGAUGGAGACUGACAGGGACUUUCUUCUGAAGCUGGGGAGGCUGGCCUUUGAACAUCUACAGAAAGGAGACAUCAUGUUCUACCAAGGAGACCUGGAGCAAUGUGGUCUUAGUGUGACAGAGGCCUUGGUGUACUCAGGAGUUUGUACAGAAAUCUUCACAAGAGAGAGUGUGAUCUUCCAGAAAUCAGUUUACUGCUUUGUUCAUCUGAGCAUUCAGGAGUUUCUGGCUGCAGUCUACAUGUUCCACUGUUUCACCAACAAUAAGACACAGGUCCUGAAGAACUUCCUGGGAGAAGAAUACUCAGCCCAGAUCCAAACACCUUUUUUGAACAAGCUCUCUUCUCUUGUUAAAAGUCACUUAUCACUGGCUGUGCUCCUGAAAGGAGCCAUGGAGAAAUCCCUUCAAAGUGAAAAUGGUCACCUGGACCUGUUUGUUCGCUUCCUUCAUGGACUCUGUCUGGGGGCCAACCAGAGACUCUUAGGAGGUCUGCUGGGUCAGACUAAGAUCAGUCCAAAAAUAAUCCAGAGAGUCUCGAAGAACCUAAAGAAAAUGAACACAGACGACAUCUCACCUGACAGAAGCAUCAACAUCUUCCACUGUUUGAUGGAGAUGAAUGACCAAUCAGCGUAUCAGGAGAUCCAAGCGUUCAUGAAGUCAAAGGACAGAGAACAGGAACUCUCUGAGAUCCAAUGUUCAGCUCUGGCCUACAUGCUGCAGAUGUCUGAGGAGGUUCUGGAAGAGUUGGACCUGAGAAAGUACAGAACAUCAGUCCAGGGAAAACACAGGCUGAUUCCAGCUAUGAGGAACUGCAGGAAGGCUGUGUUGAGUGACUACAGUUUGACAGAGAUCAGCUGUUCUUCUCUUGUCUCAUCUCUGAAGUCCAACCACUCCCACCUGAGAGAACUGGACCUGAGCAACAGCAAGCUGCAGGAUUCAGGAGUGAAGCUGUUGUGUCCUGGACUAGAGAGUCCACACUGUAGACUGGAGGCUCUGUGGUUGAUGGGCUGCAGUUUGACAGAGAUCAGCUGUUCUCUGGUCUCAGCUCUAAAGUCCAACCCCUCCCACCUGAGAGGACUGAACUUGGGCAGCAACAAGCUGCAGGAUUCAGGAGUGAAGCUGCUGUGUUCUGGACUGGAGAGUCCUCACUGUAGACUGAAGGCUCUGUGGUUGAGUGGCUGCAGUUUGUCAGAGAUCAGCUGUUCUUCUCUGGCCUCACUUCUGAAGUGCAACCCCUCCCAUCUGAGAGGACUCAACCUGAAUGAGAACAAGCUGCAGGAUUCAGGAGUGAAGCUGCUGUGUUCUGGACUGGAGAGUCCACACUGUAGACUGGAUACUCUGUUGUUGAGUGAUUGCAGUUUGACAGAGAUCAGCUGUUCUUCUCUGAGCUCAGCUCUGAAGUCCAACCCCUCCUACCUGAGAGAACUGAGCCUGAGCAACAACAAGCUGCAGGAUUCAGGAGUGAAGCUUCUGUGUUCUGGAUUGGAGAGUCCACACUGUAGACUGAAGACUCUGAAGUUGAUGGGCUGCAGUUUGUCAGAGAUCAGCUGUUGUUAUGUGAUCUCGGCUCUUAAGUCCAACCCCUCCCACCUGAGAGAACUGAACAUGAGCAACAACAAACUGCAGGAUUCAGGAGUGAAGCUGCUGUGUUCUGGAUUGGAGAGUCCACACUGUAGACUGAAGACUCUGUUGUUGUGGGCCUGCAGUUUGUCAGAGAUCAGCUGUUCUUCUUUGAUCUCAGCUCUGAAGUCCAACCCCUCCCACCUGAGAGAACUGGACCUGAGUCAGAACGAGCUGCAGGAUUCUGGAGUGAAGCUGCUGUGUUCUGGACUGGAGAGUCCACACUGUAGACUGGCAACUCUGAAGUUGAGUCGCUGCAGUUUGUCAGAGAUCAGCUUUUCUUCUCUGGCCUCAGCUCUGAAGUCCAACCCCUCCUACCUGAGAGAACUGGACCUGAGUGCUAACAGGCUGCAGGAUUCAGGAGUGAAGCCUCUGUCUGAUUGUGAGAAGAGUCCAGACUACAGACUGAACACUCUGAGAUGGUAGUGAGGAUCUUGAUGAAGGUGAGCGUGAAGAGGGCGAUGUGUGUGUGUGUGUUGACAGAAGAUGAGUUUCAUCCUGAGGCCUGCACUGUGAUGCCGUUUCAACUCAUCUGAAAACAAAAACACAAAUGACAGUGGUGGUGUUUUUCUGUGACAUCUGUGAACACAGAUUGCUUUUUUGAGAGAGAUUUAAUUAUUAAGUAUGCAUAUUCUUUAAAAUCUGAGUAACCUCUGUUAACUAUUAUUUACUCAUAUAUUAAAAAGCCUUAAAGCUA